GAGUCCCGACCCGCUAGAAAUUAUACCACUCGCAUCAGCCUCCAAAAACUGUUUUUGCUCGAAAUCCUGCUUCGCUCUCCUUCUCCCAAAACCCUUGUUCCCUUUUCUACAUCGUCUCCUUCGCAGCUCGAUCCUAGUCUCCCGAGAUUCCACCAUGAGCAGAUCAGGCCAGCCUCCAGAUCUCAAGAAGUAUAUGGACAAGAAGCUCCAGAUCAAGAUGAAUGCGAAUAGGAUGGUGGUUGGCACGCUUCGUGGGUUCGACCAAUUCAUGAACUUGGUGGUAGACAACACUGUUGCAGUGAAUGGGGAGGAGCAAACCGACAUCGGGAUGGUGGUGAUUAGAGGAAAUAGCGUCGUCACUGUGGAAGCACUGGAGCCUGUUAACAGAGGAUAAUAUACUCACGAUUCUGUUAUGUGUGUUGAUAUCUACGGUGGAGACAUUUUAACUACCUUGUACUCGAGCAAAUGUGGUUGCUGUUAAGUUUUCAAAACCUUAACUUUAGGCUCUUAUGCGGCCACAGAUUGUAAACCAGUCAGUUAUAUCCUAGAGUGAGCACAAAUUCUGUUCCAUGAAAUUGCAAUCGGUCGUACCAGUUUAGAAUUGUGUACGACGUAACUGGUUUUAUGCCUAUGGUUUUCAUAAUCCCUUUCCAUGGGGUUUGUGCGUGUACCUCUUUCCAAAAUUUGUCUAUCAUAUGUCAUCAGCUGCAAACUUUGUACCAGGUACUAAAGGUCCUAUUUCUUUGAUGACAUAUCUCAAAACUCAGCAGUCCUUUAGGCAGAAGACUCCUCGUCUCCUCGACCUUUGAGUGACUCAACUAGAAAAAAAAGAUGGCUUCUCUCAUUCACCAACAUCUCCUCCCCUCUGUUUGUAUGAUACAUCUUCAAGCUCAACAGCAACGCUACCGCCACCAAGCAUAACCCGAGCUUCAACAACUUGUCACACAAGGCACUUCCCACCAAGUUGUUCGCUAAGAAACCUGCAAACAGUGUCAGAUCCAUUGUUAAAGAGUUUUCCAAGUUCGACUGCUGAAUAGGAAGGAGUGAGUCUCAGUCUACCAACUUACCCUUUGACAUCUCCUCUCCACACUCUGUUUCCCAAGUCAACCCGAGGCCAAAUUCGUCGUCAGCAAGGUAAGGGCUAUACCCAAACGGAAUUUUGACACUCUUCACUACUCUACAAAACUCCGGCAGUACUUCAAAAGAAGACCUCUCCCCUGCCUCCACCGUGUAGACAUGAUGCUCCUUCCCACUCAAACACGCCACUUCGUCGAACGAGCCCGUGGGGAGCCUGGCCGAGCAGUUCAAGUAAUCGAACUCCUUCACUGCAUAGGCGUACUGAAACGGGGUGAGGGACAAGUCGAGGUCGAGGAAGACGCCGUGCACGCACCUUCGUGGGUCCGAGAGGUCGAUUCUGUUUUCGUCGUAAGAGAUCGACUUGACGACCAAGUCGAGGUGGUGGUGGGGGAAGGUGAUGGUGGUGGUGGUGUUGUGUUUGCAGGAGAGGGUGAAGCCUGGCUUGCCGCAGCCGGGAGGGUGGUGGGCUGUGAGGUGGAAUGGGGUGUGGAUUUCAGGGGAUUGAGGGCUGCAUUUGAGAGGCGGGCAAGUGGGUUGGGAGGAGGAGUGUGAAGUGGGGAAGAAGGGAGAGGAGAUGGAGAAAUGGAAGAGGAGGAGAAAGAUUGGAGCUUUCAUAGUGAUUGGUUUGGAUGAAAAUGGAGAUAUGGGUUGUUGUUUUUCUUGGGUUGAUAUAGGCAGGGGAAACUGGAAAGGGAGAGGUGGGAAGAAGGAAGGAAGGGGUAUUAGUUUCUUUUUGAGUGGGGAAGCAAAGAAUAGGAAUUAGGAGGAAGAGUCUUCACUUUUCAGUUUUUAAGUAGUAAAAGGAAGGUUGAUGUAUUUAGAGAGAUUUUUCUUU
Molecule: messenger RNA, 1912 nt
Organism: Linum tenue
Lineage: Eukaryota; Viridiplantae; Streptophyta; Magnoliopsida; Malpighiales; Linaceae
Source: the annotation of a GenBank genome assembly